AUGCCCGACAAAUGCAAAGCAUCCAUGUCUGAACCAGUGUCUAAACGUCUGCGCCUCUCGAACGAAGAUGCGAGUGAUGCCGCAUCCUCCAUGUCAUCCCAGGAGCGGCCUCGCAACAACCCCAUCUACGGGCAGAAGAGCGCAUUCCCGGGGCUAGACGAUGGCGGCGACGAGCUGUUCUACGGGUCUGCAGAUGAUGGAAUGGAGUAUUUGCGCAUGGUCCGAUCUGAAGCCAGUUCCUUGCCCUCGCUUUUUGCCGCGCCGGUCGUGGUAAGAAGUACUGGGAAUUUGGAACCCACCGCACAGAGAACAGCAGAUGCGCCCGCCCUACACAAGUUCCCAGGCGGGUUCUUUGAUGACGAGGCCUACAUCGCACCCGUGGAGGCCGAUAAGGAGCCGGUCGCCGGCCCCGAAGACAAGUUCCCGGACUCACAAAUAUCGUACUACAACCUCCUCCGACACCGAUUCCUCCUUCUCCGUUCAACCCUGCGCUGUACGCCUCCAGCGACCGCUAUCGCCGCCCUUGACGACGCUCAUCCCAUCAGUCUGCCCGAUCGAAACACAGCCGCGCGGAAAGAAUGGCGGCGUUUGCUCCUCACAGUUGACCCGCAGAUGGUACAAUUAGCUUGUUUGGACUCGGAGAGUGUGCUAAGGGUGCUGAGCAUCCUGGCCAGAGGAUUGGGCGAGAACGUACGGAGCGGGGACCGCGAUCUCGUUCGACGGAUCGGCGCAUGGGCGUGGGGGCUAUUAGGAAGAUGUCGCGAGGUUGGGGAGCUAGCUACGGAUCAAGUGGGAGAACUACGGGACCUCGGCAAACGCGCUGCGAAGAUUCUGCUUAGGAUGCAGGAGACGGAAGUCAAGCGACCUGCCGAGGACGCCGAGGCCUCUGAUUCGGAACCUGAAGGCACAGAGGAGGCUCAGCAAGAAGAGGUUGUUCAAGCCGAAGACCAAGGGGAAGACUGCAUGGAGGAAGCUGUGGGUGAGGAGGUUGAUGACAGGCCUGACGCAGAUCUGUCCGCGGCGCUGGAGGCAGCCAAGUUACGGUUACAGGCCAGGUUGCAGAGUGAGUCAGCCCCAGAAGUGACUGGCGAGAGGAGCCAAGUGGAAAUGGGAGAUUCGGUGCAGCAAGCACGGGUGCUGCUUGACAUGAUCAUCACAAUUGUAGGCGAGUUCUUUGGCCAGCGGGACCUGCUCGAUGCACGAGAGGUCUGGACCCGAGACGAAGCUUUGGAUGAGAUGUGA
Messenger RNA from Penicillium daleae, 1242 nucleotides. RefSeq names its product SIP1 domain-containing protein. Bases 1 to 1242 code for a protein of 413 amino acids. The record is from RefSeq and is a predicted model, not a curated record. The transcript is spliced from 2 exons. Gene Ontology annotation, biological process: spliceosomal snRNP assembly. NCBI's taxonomy places the organism in Eukaryota, Fungi, Ascomycota, Eurotiomycetes, Eurotiales, Aspergillaceae. Gene Ontology annotation, cellular component: SMN complex; nucleus.